Molecule: messenger RNA, 2413 nt
Organism: Anguilla rostrata (American eel)
Lineage: Eukaryota; Metazoa; Chordata; Actinopteri; Anguilliformes; Anguillidae
Product: lymphocyte antigen 75-like
Exons: 2
Coding region: 1-1620 (539 amino acids)
Source: RefSeq, a predicted model, not a curated record
AUGCCUUGUGUUGUCAUGGAGACUGCUUUCACCAUCAUCUUCAUCGCGGGGUUCUGUGAAGGGGCCACAAUCCUGCUCAGGGAGCAUUUUUAUGUGAGUGAUUUUAAGAAUUGGGAUGAUGCGUCGCGGCACUGCCGAGCGCAGUUCACUGACCUUUCCCGUGUGCUGACCGAGGAUGACGUGGAACGGGUUAUAAACUCUGUUCCUGAUCGUGGCCCAACCUCGGCUUGGAUUGGUCUGAAGCAAGACAGCGAUAGACAGUGGAAAUGGUCAGGAGGCACAGCAUUAGACAUAAGCUUCAACAAAUGGGCAUCUGGCGAGCCAGGUUCUGACUACUGGAAUGACUGUGUUUAUGCGAGGGAUGGUCUCUGGUAUAACAAAGGAUGUGGUGAUCGUAUACCAUUCUAUUGCUGCAAGCCAUGCAACGGGGAGUUAACCGUGGUGCAGGAGAAGAUGACCUGGGAAAACGCUCUGGUUUACUGCAGGAGUAACAACACCGACCUCUCCAGCCUGCCCUCAAACUACACUGCUGAGAAGGUUAUAAGCAGCACCGUAGCCACGACUGACUUUGUUUGGACAGGUCUGCGAUUCCUGAUGGGAAAGUGGUUUUGGGUGAACGGAGAAGCUAUCGGGCUCGAGAUAAACUGGAAAUAUCCACAGAAUUCCGCGUGUCCGAGCGCUACACGCCGCUGUGGAGCCCUGUCAGUUCAAGAGAAAGUUUUUGUAGCAAUGCCUUGUGAUGAGGAGCUCAACUUCAUCUGCUACUCGAAGUUAUACACAGAGGGCCACUUUGGACAGAAACGACCCAGCAGAGCAGAGAGACAGAGGCACUCCACCAUGCCAACUCUUGUCAUGAAGACCGCUUUCACCUUCCUCUUCAUCGCGGGGCUCUGUGAAGGGACCACAAUCCUGCUCAGGGAGCAUUUUUAUGUCAGAGAAUUUAGGACUUGGAAUGAUGCGUUGCAGAAGUGCAAAACACAGUACUCUGGCCUUUCCCUUGUGCUGACCGAGGAUGACGUGGAACGGGUUAUAAACUCUGUUCCUGCUGGUGCUUCAGCUUCAGCAUGGAUUGGUCUGGUUCGACCCGAUGAUCACACUGGACUGUGGAUGUGGUCAGGAGUCACAGCAUUAGACAUAAACUUCAAACAAUGGGCACUUUACGAGCCAGAUUUUGACGACACACAUGACUGUGUUUAUGCGAGGGACGGUCGCUGGCACAACACAAGAUGUACUGAUGGCUUACACUACCAUUGCUUUAAGGCAUAUAACAGGGAGCUGACCGUGGUGCAGGAGGCGAUGGCAUGGGAAAACGCUCUGGUUUACUGCAGGAGUAAGUACACCGACCUCUCCAGCCUGCUCUCAAACUACACUGCUCAGAAGGUUAUGAACGGUAUAGGAAACACGGCUGACUUUGUGUGGACUGGCCUGCGUUUCCUGAUGGGCGAGUGGUUUUGGGUGGAUGGAGAAACUCUCACAGGCAAUAUAAUCUGGCAAUAUCCACAGAAUUCUGUGUGCCCGAGCACUACACGCCGCUGUGGAGCCCUGUCAGUUAAAGAAAACGUUUUUGUAGCAAUGCCUUGUGACGAGGAGCUCAACUUCAUCUGUUACACAAAGUUGUAGGGCCGUUAGGAGAGCGUAUGUACUUCGCACAGCAUUUUCUCACUUGCGAUUCAACUCUGCCAGCUGUGCUGGAAGCUUCAAGUUCAAAUUGUCUUUGAUUUGUCUCCUUUAAGUAAAUAUUUCUUACUUUACCAGUAUGAAAACUUUUGUGCUGUUCUGAAAAGUGUGCGUGCUUAACACGCCAUUUCUUCUGUAAAUUUUUACUUUAAGUUGCCUUUUAUUUGUCUCCUUCAAGUGACUUUUUCUUCAUGUUCUUAAAAAUGGGUGUGUUUCUGAAAAUUGUAUCUCUAUUAGAAUGCACUAACAUUCACACAUUUAUUUUUAUGUAUAAAGAAUAUGAAUAUUUCUUUAUAAUUUAAAUUAUUUUACAACUACAUUGGCAUGCUGUGAGCAAUAUACAAAACCUAGUACUGUUGCAUUUUCUUUUCGUUUGAAUGACUUUCUACUUGUUUCCCACAAUUCCAUCUCUAAUGUUCAGAUUAUACAGACAUUAUGCUUAUAUAAGUUGAGACAGACAGUAUGCUUAAUAUAUCAAUUUAUAGUCUAAUAGCAUUCAUGCAUUUAUGAUUGUCCAUAUAACUUUAAUCAUUUUUAUGUUGGCAUUGUCUUGCAACUGUAUAUACAAUCCUAUACUCCAGUAGCAGAUUGAAAGUUGUUAGGCUCACAUGGACAUAUCAUAGUCAAUACUUUAGAUACAUAAAACUUUUCAAUGGAGUGUAUGUACUUUAGUUUCGUUCAUACAUAUUUGUGAUGAUAAUUAUUAGUACCAAUGCAAUGAGAUAUUCUUUCAUUA